AUGAUAGAUGCUGAUAUUGAUACUAACAUUGAUCAAGCAGUUGCUUAUGCAACUUCUUGCGCAAAAGACAAAGAGACUGUAGAUAACAACGAAAUUGAGGAAGAUGAUGAUAAUCAUCGUGAAAAUAAGUCAAAAACGGUGCAUGACAUAUCAAAGAAAGUGAAGAUUGUUCAAGAAAAGACAAAAGCGAAAACUAUGGAAAUAGUGAAGAACAUUGAAAAUGCUAGAUCGAAGAGACGACCUAAACCGUCAAAGAAAGUGUUGGAGAAUCUGAAAGAUCAAAAGAAAAGAAAAAGACCAAAAGAAUCCAAAAGAUAA
Molecule: messenger RNA, 318 nt
Organism: Cucumis sativus (cucumber)
Lineage: Eukaryota; Viridiplantae; Streptophyta; Magnoliopsida; Cucurbitales; Cucurbitaceae
Exons: 3
Coding region: 1-318 (105 amino acids)
Source: RefSeq, a predicted model, not a curated record